Messenger RNA from Ooceraea biroi (clonal raider ant), 2281 nucleotides. RefSeq names its product lysine-rich arabinogalactan protein 19-like. NCBI's taxonomy places the organism in Eukaryota, Metazoa, Arthropoda, Insecta, Hymenoptera, Formicidae. The record is from RefSeq and is a predicted model, not a curated record.
AUAUUUUACAAGAAAUUUUAAUUGUGUUUUUUAAAAAGUAUAAUAAUAAUAAUUUACUUCAUUUUGUAUGUAACCAUUGAUCACAGAAUAGUUAAUAAUUCUGAACAAACUGCAAAACAAAAGGUUCUUAUUUGUUAGUAUUUAUCAGAACGUUAAAUCGCAAACGAUGUGCUAUCCUAUCCGAAGAUUUAUUAUUUCCACAUCGAAAUGCUGGUCCCACCGCGGGAAAUGGUCAGCACGGACGAUUUUACGAACAAUCGCUUAACAUCUUCACCAGGUGAAUUAUAUUUCUCAUAAUGUCACAUAACAGAGGCGCGAUUUAUCAUUUCGACAUUGCUAAUCCCGCCGCCGGGAUGUGGUCGGCAUACGUAGCUUCAUGAUGAAUCGCUUAACAUUUUCUCAGUGAACGAAUUUCCGGACGAUCUGCCAAAAUCGACGACGUAGAGUCGUUUAUCUCCAGAUGAUUCGUCGUAGUUGUCGUCGUCCUUGUCGUCGUCGAGGGAGAAAGCCCAGCGACGCUUCGCAUGCCGUAGAUGGAACAUCUUCGUCGACGUAACCAAGAAAAACUGCUCCCACCUUGGAUCGGCGUUGUCGAGGCAUUAUUGCGUUACGGUGUGCCUUUAAUAUUGGAACAUGCAGUAUCCGUCCUGUGCAUCCGCCGUGUCUGCAGACGAGUGCGCACACACGUGUGUUCAUUCGAACCUGAAUUUCUAUCUACAAUAUAUGUUCAUCACUUUGUGGUCCUAUACAAGAUGUUUCAUGGACCAGAAGCCUUCAAUGAACACGUUCUAUAAAAAUUUAUAAAUUUUGCAAAAUCUGUUCCAUUUUUUAGUUACGGUACGUUAUCACUAUUUAAGAGUACUUUAAUAUAAAAGUACGUUAUGCCAUAAUUAGCAGUUUUUUUAAUUAUAAUUUUUAUUAUGAAAUGGAGAUUAAUUAGUAUUAUAAUAAAGAAAUAUAAUAUUAUAUGGCAUAUACUGUUGUUACGUCCAGUAGACUCCACGGUUCCUCGCUUCCAAAGUAAAAUAUUCUUAAAAAGAUUUUUAUAUAAUAUUCUAUAUAAGAUUAAAUCAGCGAACGUCGUUGCCACGCGCGAAAAAGAUUACGCGUGAGCGGAGGUCUGGGGGUCACGAUGAGAGAUAUCGCGGUUCCCGGAAAAGAAAUAAUUAACUGAUUCCUGAGCGAUUGCUCUCAUCAGAGCCGUGCAAUUUGGCACACGUCCGGCAAAACAAGUCUUUAAAUCAUGGUUAAAACUGGGCUAAUGAAGCAAUCGUCUCGUUACCGCGACGUUCGAAAACUAUUCAUCUAGGGGUUAAAAAGGUUAACUAUCGCAAAUGACGCGCGAAAACAAUUAUCAAAGAAUACCGCCAAGAGAUUUCUUUGAUUUACAAGUAUUAGACCCAUCCGCUGAUACCAAGUAAAUUAUUAUAAGCGAUAACGAAUGGUUCGCGCAAACAAUUUUUUGUGAAUUCCCGGAAAAGAAAUAGCACUCCCCAUGGUCCUUCGAACGUAUAUAAAAAGGCAACGAUCUGCCCAGAGACUCACUCUCGGACUCAUUCAGUAACCACUAUCUCGUGCGGGAGUUCCGAAAUAAGUUUCAAUAAUCUAACGGACGUGUGCCAAAAUCAACGCCUCGCCUUCUUUCUGCCUCCUUGGUCUGGAGAACUGGCAACCCACGACGCUGAACAUCAAGGAAUGGGUCCCACCAAACGCGGAUCCGAGAGCUCGAGUUCCCCGUCAGAAAAUAACCCACGGGAACCCCACGCAGUAGAGGGAAACUCUUCGGGCGAGCCACCGCGCAAAAGAAAUUGUUCGCGGUCUCCGAGUUCUGAUUUUCCCUCAAUCAGUUCACCAUCACAAUCGCCACCACCCUCUCACUCUUCUUCCUCAUCCUUGGAGAUAUUGUCCCCACGUUCUUCCCCUUGCCCUUCUCCCGUUCCCUCCUCGCCAUGGUACUCACCAAUUGGUUCACCGAAUCUUGAAGAACAUCUGGAUGAACCUAUCCCUCCACGAUCAUCCCCAGAACCAUUAACCACAGGCCAAUCCUUUCCUUCUCUCGAAGGGUUGAGGGAUUUUACGAGCGUGGUCUCGAGGUUUUUCGAGAACACAUCCUCAAUCUUUUUCCCACCUUGGAGUCACCCCUUCCGCCCAAUGCAUUUCUCCUCGGGCCUGCGUCCCUUAUACAAAAUUACAUUUUAGACUACCCAUAAUUAGAAUUGUCAGAAUUAUAAAUAGUUUUCAUCAAUGUAAAAAUUAUAUCGAUGUAUUUAUUCUGCGUAUU